Grus americana (Whooping crane) is the source of this 13722-nucleotide messenger RNA. RefSeq names its product mucin-2-like. Gene Ontology annotation, molecular function: protein binding. The record is from RefSeq and is a predicted model, not a curated record. Gene Ontology annotation, cellular component: extracellular matrix. Lineage: Eukaryota; Metazoa; Chordata; Aves; Gruiformes; Gruidae.
UGUGAAGACACCUUACUACAGCUCUGGUGUGCUUAUUGAGAGCAAUGACAUUUACACCAAGGUUUUUGCCAAAUUAGGCCUGGUUCUGAUAUGGAAUCAUGAAGAUGCACUGAUGGUGGAGCUGGACAGCAAAUUUAAUAACCAUACAUGUGGUCUCUGUGGGGAUUACAAUGGAGUUCCAAUCUACAAUGAAUUUAUCAAUGGAGAUAUAAGCUACAAUUCAAUUACUUAUGGGAAUUUACAGAAGAUCAGCAAACCCAAUGCCAAAUGUGAAGACCCUGAUGAAACUCAGGCUCUUCCAAGCUGUAAUGGGCAUCGUGAUGAGUGUGAGAGGUUGCUGACUUCCUCUGCAUUUGUUGAUUGUCGGUUACGUCUUAAUGUGGAAACAUACAUCCAAGCCUGCAUGCAGGACAAGUGUGCAUGUAAUGGAAAUGAGGACUCCUUCUGCCUCUGCAGCACCAUCUCUGAGUAUUCUCGCCAGUGUUCACAUGUGGGUGGCCGGCGUGAAUGGAGGACACAAAACUUUUGCCCCAAGACCUGUCCUGAUACCAUGAUCUAUAGAGAAAGCAGCUCACCCUGCAUGGAUACUUGUGCACACUUGGAGGUCAGCAGCCUUUGUGAGGAACACUACAUGGAUGGUUGUUUCUGCCCUGAAGGAACCGUGUAUGAUGAUAUUACUGAAAAAGGUUGCAUACCUGUUAGCCAGUGCCACUGCAAACUCCAUGGAAAGGUUUAUUCACCUGGAGAAAACAUUACCAAUGAAUGUGAAGAAUGCACCUGUGAUUCAGGCAGAUGGACGUGCAAAGAUCUGCCCUGUCCAGGCACAUGUUCAGUGGAAGGAGGUUCCCAUAUUACCACCUUUGAUGGGAAGAAAUACACCUUUCACGGAGACUGUUACUAUGUGUUGGCCAAGGGUACUGUUAAUGACAGUCAUGCUCUCCUGGCAGAGUUGACUCCCUGUGGCUCCACAGACAGGCAGACCUGUUUGAAGACUGUUGUGCUGUUAGUAGAUCACAAGAAAAAUGUGGUGGUUUUCAGAUCAGAUGGCAGUGUGUUACUGAAUGAGAUGACAGUGAACGUGCCUCAUGUGUCAGCCAGCUUCUCAGUAUUCAAGCCAUCUUCCUACUACUUCGUUGUACAAACUUCUUUUGGACUUCAGCUGCAGAUCCAGUUGUUCCCAAUCAUGCAGCUGUUUGUGACUGUUGAUCAGUCAGUUCAAGGAAAACUUCAAGGUCUUUGUGGAAACUUUAAUGGAAUGGAAGGUGAUGAUUUUAAAACAAACCUUGGGCUGAUAGAAGCUACAGGAUCUGCCUUUGCUAACACAUGGAAAGCUCAGUCCACCUGUACAGACCAGCUAGAAAAGCUGGAAGACCCCUGCAGUCUUAGCAUUGAAAGUGCAAAUUAUGCUGAGCAUUGGUGUUCUUUGCUUAAAAACUCUGCUGGUCCUUUUGCAAGAUGUCACGCAAUUAUUGAUCCUUCAGAAUACUAUAAGAAAUGUAAAUAUGACACCUGCCUCUGUGAAGACAAUGAAGAAUGCUUGUGUGCUGCCCUGUCCUCUUACUCGAGAGCCUGUGCUUUCAAAGGGAUCAUACUGGGAGGCUGGAGAAAAAGUGUCUGCAGUAAUGAAGAGUCUGCUUGCCCAGGAAAUCAAAUCUUCCUUUACAAUCUUACAAUGUGCCAGCAAACCUGUCGUUCCCUUGCUGAUGGUGAAAAGCAUUGCCUGCAAGACUUUGCUCCUGUGGAUGGCUGUGGCUGCCCAUAUAAUACAUACUUGGAUAACCAGGAUACCUGUGUGUCCAUCUCCAAGUGCCCAUGUUAUUACAAGGGAUCAUACCUGGAACCGGGGGAAUACGUCGCAAAAGAUGGAGAACGUUGUGUUUGCAGAAAUGCAAAGGUCCAGUGUACUUCAGUGACAAUAAGAAUGAAAAGUACAACAGAAUGUUCUUCUAACAAGACCUACUUUGACUGCAACACAUCCCCAGAGUGGACUUCCCAAACACCUGUACAACUUAGCUGUCAUACUCCUAGAACUGAUCAUUUCCAAGCCGAGUGUGUCUCAGGUUGUGUGUGUCCUGAAGGUCUAUUUGAUGAUGGGAAAGGGGGCUGUGUUGAGGAGAAGGAUUGCCCAUGCAUUCAUAACAACCAGUGGUAUUCUCCUGGACAGAAGAUAACAGUGGACUGCAACACCUGUACCUGCCAAAAAGGGGUUUGGAGCUGCACUGAAGAUUUGUGCUAUGGGACUUGUAUGAUAUAUGGAAGUGGCCAUUAUAUCACCUUUGAUGGAAAAUUCUAUGACUUUGAUGGGAGUUGUGAAUAUGUGGCUACUCAGGAUUUUUGUGGUGACAAAAAUUCCAGCGGCUCGUUCAGUAUCAUCACAGAGAAUGUCCCUUGUGGAACUACAGGAGUCACCUGCUCAAAGGCUAUUAAAAUGUUUCUAGGGAAAACUGAACUGAAAUUGGAAAACAAAGAUUAUAAAGAAAUUCAGCGAGAUGUUGGUGAUGACGUGCAUUAUUGGAACAGGACAGUAGGCCUCUACCUUGUUAUUGAGGCUAGCAAUGGUGUGAUGCUUAUCUGGGAUAAGAAGACUACUGUUUUCAUCAAGCUGACCCCUGAUUACAAGGGCAAAGUGUGUGGUCUGUGUGGUAACUUUGAUGACAAGUCUAACAAUGACUUUACAACAAGGAAUGGGCUGCAGGAGACUGAUGCUCUGAAGUUUGGGAAUUCCUGGAAACAGUCCUCCAUGUGCCCAGAUGUCACACAAGAGAUUAAGCCCUGUGAUGUGAAACCACAUCGGAAGUCCUGGGCAGAGAAAGAAUGCAGCAUCAUCCGGAGUGAAGUCUUUAAAAUUUGCCACUCCAAGGUGGACCCAAUUCCUUUCUAUGAAGCUUGUGUUCAUGAUGCCUGCUCUUGUGACAGCGGUGGGGAUUGUGAGUGCUUCUGUUCUGCAGUUGCUGCGUAUGCUCAAGAAUGUACCAAGGCUCAGGCUUGUGUUUUCUGGAGAACUCCUGAUAUAUGCCCGAUAUUUUGUGACUACUACAACCCUCGUAAUGAGUGUGACUGGCACUAUGAGCCUUGUGGCAGUAAUGUCACAACCUGCAGGAUGAUUAAUAAUGUCAUCACCAACUUUUCAGUACCAUACCUGGAAGGUUGCUACCCCAGAUGCCCUAAGGACAAGCCUAUUUAUAAUGAAGAGACAAAGGAAUGUGUGCCUGAAGAUCAAUGUUGGUGUUACAUCAAUGGAAUUCCUGUUCUUCCUGGGGAUGAAAUACCCACAGAAGAGAACUGUACAAAAUGUGUCUGUGGCCCCUCAGGAUCCAUACAGUGCACACCAAUCCCAGGGUGUCCUUGUCUCAUCAACGGAACAAGUUUUGAAGUGAAUGAGGUUGUGGCACAAAUACAGGAUGGCGACAUGUGUAUAAUAUACAUUUGCGCAGAAAAUGGUUCUAUAGUUGUUGGAAGUACUUUUCCUUGCCCAAUAUCUACUUCACCUACAACUAUUUCAACUUCCAUUCCUACCAGUACUCUCACCACCACAGUUACCACUACAAGUCCUCCAGUAACUACAACUCCAUGCUUUGGAUUAAUAUGUGAUUGGACGGAGUGGUUUGAUGUUAGUAAACCUCACGAAGGUGGUGGUGACUAUGAAACCUAUGAUGAAAUAAGAAAACAUGGAAACAAAAUAUGUGAAGCUCCUGAAAAAAUUGAAUGCAGGGCUAAAGAAAAACCGGAUAUGAGCUUAGAGGAACUUGGCCAGAAAGUAGAGUGUAAUGUUACAUAUGGACUAAUUUGUAAAAAUGAGGAGCAAGAUGCAACUAUGUGGCAACUUUGUUAUAAUUAUGAAAUCAGGGUAAACUGUUGUGAGUGGAGUGAAAUUUCUUGUGGAACUACAAGUACACCAAGUCCAACACCAACUGCAAGUUCAACCACCAUCAGCACAACAGUACGCAUCACCACUACCGGCAGGCAAUCAACAACGAUUACCACCACGCUCAUACCCACUCCAACCAUCACAAGCGAAUUCACGCCAUCAGUCACCACCCCUGUAACUUCAACCUCUCCAGGCCCAACUCCAUCCUCCCCACCUGUAUCGACAACUGCUCCCAUGCCAACGCCGUCGGAGUCUCCCACCAGCACCACCACCACUACGUUGCCCACCAGCACCACCACCACCAGCACAACCCCGGGGACAACGACGACUGUUCCUAGCACACCGGCACCCACCUCGACUACUACAAGCACAUCCAUGCCCACGCCAACAUACACCACCUCCCUAACCCCUUCGACCACUACAAGCACAUCCAUGCCCACGCCAACAUACACCACCUCCCUAACACCUUCGACCACAACACCUAUAGAGUGUGAGUGCAUCUGGACAGACUGGAUUGAUGUGAGUUACCCAGAUAGUUCUGACAGAAACAGUGGUGACUACGAAACCUUUGAGAAUAUUCAGAAGAACGACCCCUCCUGGGACUGUGUGAAAGUUGAGAAUAUUUCAUGCAGAGCAGAGAAAUUCCCUGACAUUCCCAUUGCAGAUUUAGGGCAAAAGGUCGAAUGCAAUGUUAACACAGGGCUCACCUGUAACAAUAGUGAUCAGCCCAUAGGAGGUAUAAUACCGAUGCCAGUCUGCCUCAAUUAUGAGAUCAGUGUCUGCUGCACCCCCAACUUUCCAGAGUGCAUUAGCACUGCUACUACUACGAGCACCACAACUGCCCCACCUUCGUCCACCACGAGCACAGUGUCCUCUCCACCUGUAUCGACAACUGUUCCUAUGCCAACGCCGUCGGAGUCUCCCACCAGCACCGCCACCACUACGUUGCCCCCCAGCACCGCCACCAGCACAACCCCGGGGACAACGACGACUGUUCCUAGCACACCGGCACCCACCUCGACUACUACAAGCACAUCCAUGCCCACGCCAACAUACACCACCUCCCUACCACCUCCGACCACAACACCUAUAGGCCCAACUCCAUCCUCCCCACCUGUAUCGACAACUGCUCCCACGCCAACGCCGUCGGAGUCUCCCACCAGCACCACCACCACCAGCACAACCCCGGGGACAACGACGACUGUUCCUAGCACACCGGCACCCACCUCGACUACUACAAGCACAUCCAUGCCCACGCCAACAUACACCACCUCCCUACCACCUCCGACCACAACACCUAUAGGCCCAACUCCAUCCUCCCCACCUGUAUCGACAACUGCUCCCACGCCAACGCCGUCGGAGUCUCCCACCAGCACCACCACCACCAGCACAACCCCGGGGACAACGACGACUGUUCCUAGCACACCGGCACCCACCUCGACUACUACAAGCACAUCCAUGCCCACGCCAACAUACACCACCUCCCUAACACCUCCGACCACAACACCUAUAGGCCCAACUCCAUCCUCCCCACCUGUAUCGACAACUGCUCCCACGCCAACGCCGUCGGAGUCUCCCACCAGCACCACCACCACCAGCACAACCCCGGGGACAACGACGACUGUUCCUAGCACACCAGCACCCACCUCGACUACUACAAGCACAUCCAUGCCCACGCCAACAUACACCACCUCCCUACCACCUCCGACCACAACACCUAUAGGCCCAACUCCAUCCUCCCCACCUGUAUCGACAACUGCUCCCAUGCCAACGCCGUCGGAGUCUCCCACCAGCACCACCACCACUACGUUGCCCACCAGCACCACCACCACCAGCACAACCCCAGGGACAACGACGACUGUUCCUAGCACACCGGCACCCACCUCGACUACUACAAGCACAUCCAUGCCCACGCCAACAUACACCACCUCCCUAACCCCUUCGACCACUACAAGCACAUCCAUUUGCUGUUGUCCUCCAGAGUGUGAGUGCAUCUGGACAGACUGGAUUGAUGUGAGUUACCCAGAUAGUUCUGACAGAAACAGUGGUGACUACGAAACCUUUGAGAAUAUUCAGAAGAACGACCCCUCCUGGGACUGUGUGAAAGUUGAGAAUAUUUCAUGCAGAGCAGAGAAAUUCCCUGACAUUCCCAUUGCAGAUUUAGGGCAAAAGGUCGAAUGCAAUGUUAACACAGGGCUCACCUGUAACAAUAGUGAUCAGCCCAUAGGAGGUAUAAUACCGAUGCCAGUCUGCCUCAAUUAUGAGAUCAGUGUCUGCUGCACCCCCAACUUUCCAGAGUGCAUUAGCACUGCUACUACUACGAGCACCACAACUGCCCCACCUUCGUCCACCACGAGCACAGUGUCCUCUCCACCUGUAUCGACAACUGUUCCUAUGCCAACGCCGUCGGAGUCUCCCACCAGCACCGCCACCACUACGUUGCCCCCCAGCACCGCCACCAGCACAACCCCGGGGACAACGACGACUGUUCCUAGCACACCGGCACCCACCUCGACUACUACAAGCACAUCCAUGCCCACGCCAACAUACACCACCUCCCUACCACCUCCGACCACAACACCUAUAGGCCCAACUCCAUCCUCCCCACCUGUAUCGACAACUGCUCCCACGCCAAUGCCAUCGGAGUCUCCCACCAGCACCACCACCACCAGCACAACUCCGGGGACAACGACGACUGUUCCUAGCACACCGGCACCCACCUCGACUACUGCAAGCACGCCCUCAACAGUAAUAAUAAUCACCAAAACCCCGCCAGUUCCAACUUCACAACCAAUAAAGUAUCCAACACCAGAAACAGGAAUACCAACAGAAACAAGUAUUACAGUUACUCCUUCAUCUACUCCACUACCAACAAGAAGAACAACAGAAAUAGAAAGUACAGCAUCUUCCAUAGGCACCACAAUUCAAAAGUCAACAGCACCUGUAUCAACAAGCCCAGGGACAGCCACCACCUCUGGAGUCACUGAAACAGGAUCGACCACCAAAGCCACCACUUCGGGCCCCACGACCACAGGACUCCCUCCCCACAGCACCACAAUAGUAACACAAACCCAUAGCCCCGAGACCACUACCACUGGAACUGGGAGCCUUCCAACAGGAUCACCUACCACCACCGUCAGCACCACAACCUCACGACCCUCCUCCCCAGAGCCUACGGCCAGCACUACUGUAUCGCCACCGUCAGUACCCACAAGCCCAGGGACAGCCACCACCUCUGGAGUCACUGAAACAGGAUCGACCACCGAAGCCACCACUUCGGGCCCCACGACCACAGGACUCCCUCCCCACAGCACCACAAUAGUAACACAAACCCAUAGCCCCGAGACCACUACCACUGGAACUGGGAGCCUUCCAACAGGAUCACCUACCACCACCGUCAGCACCACAACCUCACGACCCUCCUCCCCAGAGCCUACGGCCAGCACUACUGUAUCGCCACCGUCAGUACCCACAAGCCCAGGGACAGCCACCACCUCUGGAGUCACUGAAACAGGAUCGACCACCGAAGCCACCACUUCGGGCCCCACGACCACAGGACUCCCUCCCCACAGCACCACAAUAGUAACACAAACCCAUAGCCCCGAGACCACUACCACUGGAACUGGGAGCCUUCCAACAGGAUCACCUACCACCACCGUCAGCACCACAACCUCACGACCCUCCUCCCCAGAGCCUACGGCCAGCACUACUGUAUCGCCACCGUCAGUACCCACAAGCCCAGGGACAGCCACCACCUCUGGAGUCACUGAAACAGGAUCGACCACCAAAGCCACCACUUCGGGCCCCACGACCACAGGACUCCCUCCCCACAGCACCACAAUAGUAACACAAACCCAUAGCCCCGAGACCACUACCACUGGAACUGGGAGCCUUCCAACAGGAUCACCUACCACCACCGUCAGCACCACAACCUCACGACCCUCCUCCCCAGAGCCUACGGCCAGCACUACUGUAUCGCCACCGUCAGUACCCACAAGCCCAGGGACAGCCACCACCUCUGGAGUCACUGAAACAGGAUCGACCACCGAAGCCACCACUUCGGGCCCCACGACCACAGGACUCCCUCCCCACAGCACCACAAUAGUAACACAAACCCAUAGCCCCGAGACCACUACCACUGGAACUGGGAGCCUUCCAACAGGAUCACCUACCACCACCGUCAGCACCACAACCUCACGACCCUCCUCCCCAGAGCCUACGGCCAGCACUACUGUAUCGCCACCGUCAGUACCCACAAGCCCAGGGACAGCCACCACCUCUGGAGUCACUGAAACAGGAUCGACCACCGAAGCCACCACUUCGGGCCCCACGACCACAGGACUCCCUCCCCACAGCACCACAAUAGUAACACAAACCCAUAGCCCCAAGACCACUACCACUGGAACUGGGAGCCUUCCAACAGGAUCACCUACCACCACCGUCAGCACCACAACCUCACGACCCUCCUCCCCAGAGCCUACGGCCAGCACUACUGUAUCGCCACCGUCAGUACCCACAAGCCCAGGGACAGCCACCACCUCUGGAGUCACUGAAACAGGAUCGACCACCAAAGCCACCACUUCGGGCCCCACGACCACAGGACUCCCUCCCCACAGCACCACAAUAGUAACACAAACCCAUAGCCCCGAGACCACUACCACUGGAACUGGGAGCCUUCCAACAGGAUCACCUACCACCACCGUCAGCACCACAACCUCACGACCCUCCUCCCCAGAGCCUACGGCCAGCACUACUGUAUCGCCACCGUCAGUACCCACAAGCCCAGGGACAGCCACCACCUCUGGAGUCACUGAAACAGGAUCGACCACCGAAGCCACCACUUCGGGCCCCACGACCACAGGACUCCCUCCCCACAGCACCACAAUAGUAACACAAACCCAUAGCCCCGAGACCACUACCACUGGAACUGGGAGCCUUCCAACAGGAUCACCUACCACCACCGUCAGCACCACAACCUCACGACCCUCCUCCCCAGAGCCUACGGCCAGCACUACUGUAUCGCCACCGUCAGUACCCACAAGCCCAGGGACAGCCACCACCUCUGGAGUCACUGAAACAGGAUCGACCACCAAAGCCACCACUUCGGGCCCCACGACCACAGGACUCCCUCCCCACAGCACCACAAUAGUAACACAAACCCAUAGCCCCGAGACCACUACCACUGGAACUGGGAGCCUUCCAACAGGAUCACCUACCACCACCGUCAGCACCACAACCUCACGACCCUCCUCCCCAGAGCCUACGGCCAGCACUACUGUAUCGCCACCGUCAGUACCCACAAGCCCAGGGACAGCCACCACCUCUGGAGUCACUGAAACAGGAUCGACCACCGAAGCCACCACUUCGGGCCCCACGACCACAGGACUCCCUCCCCACAGCACCACAAUAGUAACACAAACCCAUAGCCCCGAGACCACUACCACUGGAACUGGGAGCCUUCCAACAGGAUCACCUACCACCACCGUCAGCACCACAACCUCACGACCCUCCUCCCCAGAGCCUACGGCCAGCACUACUGUAUCGCCACCGUCAGUACCCACAAGCCCAGGGACAGCCACCACCUCUGGAGUCACUGAAACAGGAUCGACCACCAAAGCCACCACUUCGGGCCCCACGACCACAGGACUCCCUCCCCACAGCACCACAAUAGUAACACAAACCCAUAGCCCCGAGACCACUACCACUGGAACUGGGAGCCUUCCAACAGGAUCACCUACCACCACCGUCAGCACCACAACCUCACGACCCUCCUCCCCAGAGCCUACGGCCAGCACUACUGUAUCGCCACCGUCAGUACCCACAAGCCCAGGGACAGCCACCACCUCUGGAGUCACUGAAACAGGAUCGACCACCGAAGCCACCACUUCGGGCCCCACGACCACAGGACUCCCUCCCCACAGCACCACAAUAGUAACACAAACCCAUAGCCCCGAGACCACUACCACUGGAACUGGGAGCCUUCCAACAGGAUCACCUACCACCACCGUCAGCACCACAACCUCACGACCCUCCUCCCCAGAGCCUACGGCCAGCACUACUGUAUCGCCACCGUCAGUACCCACAAGCCCAGGGACAGCCACCACCUCUGGAGUCACUGAAACAGGAUCGACCACCGAAGCCACCACUUCGGGCCCCACGACCACAGGACUCCCUCCCCACAGCACCACAAUAGUAACACAAACCCAUAGCCCCGAGACCACUACCACUGGAACUGGGAGCCUUCCAACAGGAUCACCUACCACCACCGUCAGCACCACAACCUCACGACCCUCCUCCCCAGAGCCUACGGCCAGCACUACUGUAUCGCCACCGUCAGUACCCACAAGCCCAGGGACAGCCACCACCUCUGGAGUCACUGAAACAGGAUCGACCACCGAAGCCACCACUUCGGGCCCCACGACCACAGGACUCCCUCCCCACAGCACCACAAUAGUAACACAAACCCAUAGCCCCGAGACCACUACCACUGGAACUGGGAGCCUUCCAACAGGAUCACCUACCACCACCGUCAGCACCACAACCUCACGACCCUCCUCCCCAGAGCCUACGGCCAGCACUACUGUAUCGCCAUCGUCAGUACCCACAAGCCCAGGAACAGCCACCACCUCUGGAGUCACUGAAACAGGAUCGACCACCGAAGCCACCACUUCGGGCCCCACGACCACAGGACUCCCUCCCCACAGCACCACAAUAGUAACACAAACCCAUAGCCCCGAGACCACUACCACUGGAACUGGGAGCCUUCCAACAGGAUCACCUACCACCACCGUCAGCACCACAACCUCACGACCCUCCUCCCCAGAGCCUACGGCCAGCACUACUGUAUCGCCACCGUCAGUACCCACAAGCCCAGGGACAGCCACCACCUCUGGAGUCACUGAAACAGGAUCGACCACCGAAGCCACCACUUCGGGCCCCACGACCACAGGACUCCCUCCCCACAGCACCACAAUAGUAACACAAACCCAUAGCCCCGAGACCACUACCACUGGAACUGGGAGCCUUCCAACAGGAUCACCUACCACCACCGUCAGCACCACAACCUCACGACCCUCCUCCCCAGAGCCUACGGCCAGCACUACUGUAUCGCCACCGUCAGUACCCACAAGCCCAGGGACAGCCACCACCUCUGGUACAACUGCAACAGAAUCUUUUACCACCACUUCAGGAACAACCUCUAGUAAUUUUACCACAAUCACGGCAACCACCACCACCACUAUCACCUCCGAAUUUGUUUCCUCUGGCUCAGCUAGUACUUCUGGGCCAACUGCAACAUCAAGUUCCAUCACUACUGAAGGAAGUUCCACGUACAGUACAGUUACUCCACUCAGUACUUCUAGUUCAACUACAAGUCCACCACCAACCACUCCUGGAAGAAAUUGUUCUAUUUUUCCUAAUGAAUCUUAUGCACCAGGUGAGUCAUGGUGGCUCUGUAACUGCACUAAGGUAAUAUGUAUAGAAGACAAUAUAGUCCAGGUGAUUCCUGUAAUCUGUGAUCCACCUCCUAAACCAACAUGUGCCAAUGGGCUUUCUCCUGUGCAAGUCAUUGAUGAGGAUGGAUGCUGUUGGCACUGGGAGUGUGAUUGCUACUGCACUGGCUGGGGAGACCCACAUUACAUGACUUUUGAUGGACUGUACUACAGCUAUCAAGGGAAUUGCACAUAUGUCCUUGUGGAAGAGAUUAAUAAGACAGUUGACAACUUUGGUGUCUACAUUGAUAACUACCAUUGUGAUACACGGGAUGUAGUCUCCUGUCCUCGAACGCUCAUUGUGAGACACGAAACUCAGGAAGUGCGCAUAGCAACAGUCAAACCAAAUACUCUACAAGUAGAGGUGACAGUAAACAAACAGGCAGUGGCUCUACCUUAUAAAAAAUUUGGGUUGAGCAUCUAUGAGUCAGGCAUAAAUCGUGUAGUGGAAAUUCCUGAACUAAAAAUGAAUGUGACCUACAAUGGCUUGUCCUUUUCUAUCAGAAUGCCCUACAGCCUGUUUGGUAACAACACUCAUGGACAGUGUGGUACUUGCAAUAACAACACGGCAGAUGACUGCAUGUUGCCAAAUGGAAACAUUGCAGAAAACUGUGAAACCAUGGCAGAUCAUUGGCAAGUUGUUGAUCCUUCCAAACCACAGUGCUCUCCAGGCCUAAGUCCUACAAAAGCACCUAGCACAAUCCCAAUGCAGCCUUGCAAAGAAUCUUCGAUCUGCGAGCUUCUUUUGGGAAGUGUGUUUGAGCCUUGUCAUGGCUUUGUCCGUCCUGAAAAGUACUAUGCAGCCUGCAUUUUUGACAGUUGUGUACUUCCCAACUUAGACCUGGAAUGCUCAAGUCUGCAGAUCUAUGCUGCCACCUGUGCUGAUCAAAGUGUAUGCAUUGACUGGAGAAGUCAUACCAAUGGUGUUUGCUCUUAUAACUGCCCCUCAGAUAAAGAAUACAGAGCAUGUGGUCCUAUUAAAGAGAUGACCUGCACAUCAAGUCAACAAAAUGAAACUUCAACUCAACAAGUUGAAGGCUGUUUCUGUCCUAAUGGAACAAUGCUGUAUGACUCCGGUGUGGAUGUCUGUGUGAAAACCUGUGGCUGUGUUGGAGUGGAUAAGAUACCAAGAGAGUUUGGGGAAAAGUUUAUAGUAGACUGUCAGGACUGUAUUUGCCUGGAAGGUGGAAAUGGCAUUGUAUGUAAGCCUCAUGAAUGUGCCAAACAAAAUAAGACCAGUUGUGAUGGAGAAGGCUUCUAUGCAGUCAAUGAAGUCAAUUCUGAAGACUCCUGCUGCCCCAUUGUCACCUGCAAAUGCAAUACAAGCUUGUGCACAACUAAAGCCCCCAAGUGUAAACUGGGAUUUGAAGUUCAUUCUCAUAUUCCCAGUGGUCAGUGUUGUCCUGUGUACCAGUGUGUUCCCAAGAGAGUUUGUGUACAUCAGAAUGCCGAGUUCUUGCCUAAUUCCUCAGUCUUUGUUGAUAAGUGUCAGAAUUGUUUCUGCACUAACGAAGUUAAUGUCAGCACUCAACUGAAUAUCAUCUCAUGUGAACAUGUUCCAUGCAACACAUAUUGUCAACCAGGAUAUGAACAUCAACCAGUGAAAGGUGAAUGUUGUGGAAAAUGUGUGCAGACUAAGUGUGUUAUACAUACAGCAAACACUUCUGACCUCAUCUUAAGUCCUGGAGAGUUUAAAAAUGAUCCUUACAACAACUGCACCAUUUAUAGCUGUGUAAAUAUCCACAACCAGCUUAUCUCUUCCACAUCUGAGAUUACCUGUCCAGCAUUCAAUGAGGACAGCUGCAAACCUGGAACUAUUACAUUCUUACCUAAUGGUUGUUGCAGAACCUGUGCACCUCUGGAUAGUCCCACGCCAUGCUCUGUCCGUCAAAGAAAAGACUUUAUCGUCUAUAAGGGUUGCCGUUCUGUAGACAGAGUUGUCAUGACUGAAUGUGAAGGAACAUGUGGAACCUUCUCGCUAUACUCUGCUGAGGCCAAUUCUAUGGAGCACAGCUGUUCCUGCUGCAGGGAAUCAAGCACUAGCGUGAGGGAAGUGGAGCUGAAAUGCCCCACUGGGCAUUCGAUUUCACAUAAGUAUGUAUACGUGGAAAGUUGCAGCUGUCAAGACACUGAAUGUAGCAGCUCACAAUCCAGUGAGUUGCAGAACACAGAAGAAAAUGACAGGGUGAGCACUCUGAACCGUAUCAAGAGGGCCAUCAGCUUAACAUCAAAAUGAAGGGGAAAAAACCUAGCAGCAUUCAACUAAAAGGACUAUGCACCAUUCUCAUCUUCCUUGACUAUUUUUGAACUUUGCUCUUCCUUGUUACUGUAUCCUGUUUGUUCUCUGAUUAUUGUUAACAGUGU